AUGUUACUGUUUACUUUAACCGGCAUUGCUUUGACAGCUGCUACGUUAGGAAUUGUUGUUCGAAGAUAUCCGAAAGAAAUCGAUCUAACGACCACAGCACCAGAAAUCCAUUCAACAGUUACACCGAAAACACUUGCUGAUGCAAUUACCAUCGAUCAAAUGUCAACACACUUAGAUCAAUUACAAAAAAUUGCUAAUUUAGGCGGAGGCACGCGAGCUAUUGGUACAGCGGGAUUCAAUAACACGUUGGAUUAUAUAACAACAUACUUAACUCAGAAUACCAAUUUACUAGUAAAAAGGCAAUAUUUUAAUGUCAGUACUAGUCGAUUAGCAAGUAAUCCUAUAUUAAUAUCCUAUUUGAAUAAUCAACAGAUCAAUUACACGUAUCAGACCAACUUUACACUAAUGACGAACUCUGGUUCAGCUAAUUUCGGAACAGGAGUUCGAGUAACAGUCAUUCCUGAUAUUGGUUGUGCCGAAGAUAAUUGGCUAGCAGCCAGUGGUACUGUAGCCCUUGUAAAACGCGGUUGUAAUUUCGUCGAUGUGGCCAACUUCGCAGCUAAAAGUGGCGUUGUUGGUUUAAUGAUUUAUAAUGAUGGUGCAGAUUGUGACCGUUAUGCAACGAUCACAGGUGCUAGUGUUCCAUCGAACACGACCUAUCCAGCUCUCUUUUUAUCUUAUCCGCUUGGUUUGGCUCCUGCAAAUGCUGCACAAAAUACAUCGAUAAAUACAAGUGUGGUUAUUAAUGUUGCUUAUAUUAGCGCAAGAUCGGUGGGCAAUAUAUGUGCGGAUACACUGUCAGGUGAUCCAACAAAAACAAUUGUCGUUGGCAGCCAUAGUGAUGGGGUGCUUGCUGGGAGUGGAAUCAAUGAUAAUGGUAGUGGUAGUGUCGCUAAUCUUGUAUUAGCCACUAAUUUAGCACGUCUGUUUCAAACUUCCACAUAUGAAACUUAUCCUUAUCGUGUUCGAUUUUGUUGGUGGGGUGCCGAAGAAGUGGGCCUCUUAGGUUCGUACUAUCAUGUUGAACAAGCAGGUUUAAGCUCAAUAGUUGGCGAACGACUCGAAGAUUAUUUAAUGUAUUUUAACUAUGAUAUGUUAGGCUCUCCUAAUUUUUUUUUUGGUAUUUAUGACGGUAACAGAACAAAUCCUUUGACAACAUUACCUCAAGCGAUAAACGGUAGUAUCAAAGUAUCUGAAUUAUUUCGUGACUGGUUCAUUAGUCAACGAUUGCCAUGGGAUUAUACGGCGUUUGGUGGUGGCAGCGAUUAUGUUCCAUUUUUGAGAGUUGGCAUUGUUUCGGGUGGAUUGUUCAGUGGCGCAGGUGGUCUAAAACCACAAGAGCAACGCGAUCGUUAUGAUCAAAUGCUGGGUCGAGGACAAGGAGGCGUUCCUGGUACACCCACUGAUCCAUGCUAUCACAGAGCUUGUGAUACUGUGGAGAAUAUAAAUCCAUUUGGCUAUUUAAAAAUGGUACAAGCAGCUGCUCAUGUUUUAGAAUUGAUUGCCAGACGAGACGAUUUAAAAACAUGGCUUUAUCCAUCGACAAGACAUUCCCAGUUGGAUAAAUCUUCACUUCAUAAACUACUAAAUAAAAACGAUAUAUUAAAAGAAUUUGAUAAGGAAACAGGCGUUCCAGUCGAACACUGGUUAAAAUAA
Didymodactylos carnosus is the source of this 1656-nucleotide messenger RNA. Lineage: Eukaryota; Metazoa; Rotifera; Eurotatoria; Philodinida; Philodinidae. The record is from the annotation of a GenBank genome assembly.